UUCUAAGCACCCGGGGGCCCGCGCUCCGGUCUUUCUGCAGCCCGGCUCUGCAUCAAGGUCCAGGCGCGCGAAACUGCGCCAGGCACAAGCGGCGGAGGACUGACCUGGACGUCCUAAGGCUGGGAGAAGGGACCCGGCAUCCUGGGACCCACUGGACUUAGCCCGGAGCCUAACCCUUCGCCGUCAGCAUCUCCAGUGGGGCGUCCUUCGGAGGGGCCACUACAGGGCCCCCAAACCUCAUCGUAGAAGGGUCUCCCGCCAUGGCCGAGGCCGUGGAGCCUGAGAGGGUCACUCCGGGUACCCAGGGGCCACCCGAGGGUCCAGAGAUUAGAGUAGAGGGACCGGAUGAAGCCGGGGCUCCAGACCCGGAGGGGCGGGAGGCGAGCAAGGGCGCUGCCGAGGCGCCCGGGGACGACGGGGAGGGCGCCGAGGUGACAGCCGCCAGGAAGGAGGCUGGAGACGGCGGGCAGGACGGUGGGCACGCGGGCCAGGGCACCGACCCGGGCUCAGAGGAGCGUGCCGGGGAAGGUGCUGGGGACCCGCAGGGAGCCGAGCAGGCGCCGGGCUCCGGGCAGUUGGAGCAGGGCGCGGCCCCUAGCGAGGUCCCGGGGGAGGCUCCCGGGGACCCCGCGGUCCCGGAGGCGCAGCCCGGGCUGCAGGUGCCAGAAGGAAGCGCGCCCCGGGUACCGGACAGUAUAGACGUCCAGGGAGCCGCAGGGGACAGCAUGGACGCCGAAGGAGCGGCGGGAGGGGCGCACGGGGCGCAGGGGGAGCUCCAAGGCGGAGGGGAAGUCAGCUCUCACCCCCAGCCCGAAGCCCCCGAGGUGGCAGCCUCUGAGACUGGGGGACACCAGCCCGGGGAGUCGGCGGGGGCGGAUGCUGCAGGGGUGGAGGGAGCGGUCCCCCAGGCGUCGAGCGCAGAUGCUGGAGAGGAUGGGGAGCGGGGUGCAGCCCAGGAGGAGACGCGGGAGGGAGAGGAGGGAACAGAGCAGGAGUCCACCGAGAUGUCCGCGGUCCCCCGCGAGGAGGAGCCCCCCGACGGCGGCAGCCCCGACAGGGAGAAGGCCGAGUCAAGGGGGGAUGCGGGGUCCCCGGCCGAGCUCAGCAACCACCUGCCGGAGGAGGAGGAGGAGAAGGAGGAGAAAGGCAGCGCCCUGGGCGGGGAGGAGUUGGCCAGAGUCAAUGGCCGCAGGGAGAACGGCGAGGUGUCCGAGGAGCGAGACCCCGGGCAGGAGCACGACAUCACUCUCUUCGUCAAGGCUGGUUAUGAUGGUGAGAGUAUUGGAAAUUGCCCAUUUUCUCAGCGUCUCUUUAUGAUUCUCUGGCUAAAGGGUGUUAUAUUUAACGUCACGACGGUGGACCUGAAGAGGAAGCCUGCAGACCUGCAGAACCUGGCUCCUGGGACGAACCCUCCUUUUAUGACUUUUGAUGGUGAAGUCAAAACAGAUGUGAAUAAGAUUGAGGAGUUCUUAGAGGAGAAGUUAGCUCCCCCAAGGUACCCUAAACUGGGGACACAACACCCUGAAUCUAACUCAGCAGGAAAUGAUGUGUUUGCCAAGUUCUCAGCAUUUAUUAAGAAUACCAAGAAGGAUGCCAAUGACAUUCAUGAAAAGAACCUGUUACGGGCCCUGAAGAAGUUGGACAGUUACUUGAAUAGCCCUCUGCCAGAUGAAAUAGAUGCCUACAGUACCGAAGAUGUCACUGUUUCUGGAAGGAAGUUUCUGGAUGGGAAUGAGCUGACACUGGCCGACUGUAACCUCUUACCGAAGCUCCACAUUAUUAAGAUUGUGGCCAAGAAAUACAGAGAUUUCGAAUUCCCUUUGGAAAUGACUGGCCUCUGGAGGUACUUGAACAAUGCUUAUGCCCGAGACGAGUUCACCAAUACGUGCCCAGCCGACCAGGAGAUAGAACACGCGUAUUCAGAUGUGGCGAAAAGAAUGAAGUGAGGCUGGGGUGGUCUGUGCCUUAUUUCUCAGUGGAGUGAGCUAGGCUUCAGGAAGAGUGUUCUCAGCACCAUCUUUUGUAAAACAAUGCUGACAGUGUGACAGCAGAUGAUACAUGGUAAUUUGCCAAAUCCCUGGUGGAUCUUUACAUACCUGAUCAAUUUGCAUACCAGCCAUCUAGUCUAUGUUCAUUUAUGACAUAAGUUUUUGAUGCUCACUGACAUUGUAAACCAUGAAAUUUAGAGUUAAGUGUUUCGUAGUUUGUUUAAAAGCAAAUUGGCUUUGGGUUCUGCUCCCUCUAUUUUUAAAAGCUUGGUCUUUGAUAGUUUUCAUAAUCAUAUCUAGCCUCUAUUUAUCUUUUUAACUACUAGCUAAAUUUUUUCAAAAUGAAACCACUGUUUUUAUAAUUACAAAGUGAUGCAUGCCUAUUUUAAUACUUUAAACCAUUAUCGUAUAGUAUGAAGAAGGAAGUAAAAAAGCUUCGCUUAAAAUGGAUCCAAUUUAGCUACUGAUAACUAUUGCUGAGUGUUUCCAGAGUCUUCAAUCAUUUGUGUCUGUACACACACACACACACACACACACACACACACACACACACACGCUCACAUGUCCUCACAUCACAGUCAAUUUCAUUUAUAUAUGGUAAAGUAUUUAUUUAAAGGACUGGUGAGUGGACCUCUUGGUGCCUUGCUGGUUAUCAAGGAAGACCUAAAACAAACACAAAGAUUUGGCCCUGCAGCGCCAGGCAGGGUGCAGCAUGUCUGGUUUUGAAGAGGCGGGGCCUGGUAGCCUCCUCCCGCACAGCUGCAGGAGGCAGCGUGGUGGGAACCCCAGGACGCCCGUUCCUGACUCCAAGACGCUGCUGUCUCUGACCCCAGGAAAGGCAGUGGAGGGGAGUGCUCAUCUGUGCCUUUGGUUUCAGCUGCCUUUUCUGGUGCCUUCUCUUGCUCCUACCCUCCAGGGAGACACUUCAUAUCAGCUGAGAUUUGGACUGAAUCUCAUUGUCCUGCUUCUCACUGUGGGCGCUGGAUUGCUUCUCAUGGCCGCUCUCAGGCCCAGCACGUCGCUUCUUCCUCGGUGAUACGGCGUGCUGGGGCUAGCUCACACACCGUUGUCGCCGUGCCCUUGAGGUCGUUCUCUGA
Molecule: messenger RNA, 3085 nt
Organism: Jaculus jaculus (lesser Egyptian jerboa)
Lineage: Eukaryota; Metazoa; Chordata; Mammalia; Rodentia; Dipodidae
Gene: Clic6
Product: chloride intracellular channel 6
Exons: 6
Coding region: 261-1946 (561 amino acids)
Cellular component (GO): plasma membrane
Molecular function (GO): D4 dopamine receptor binding; D3 dopamine receptor binding; D2 dopamine receptor binding
Source: RefSeq, a predicted model, not a curated record